GCUACUUAGCCGAUACGUCAAUUCAUUUCCUAACCUGUUUUAGGGUUUAGGUGCAAGCACUAUCAUUAUCGUUAGGCUACUUGUUUCAAGUAUUUCUAGUUGAAAUUCCAUAAUGAUUACUCUUAGCACGAAUGAAAAUAACCCUGCAGCCUUAAAGUUAGUAAUAGCUGCUAAAUGUACGAAACGAGAAAUAGAAAUAAACAAAGUAAACUUGAAUGAUAAAAAUGUGAAACCGCCUAAGCAUCUACCAUAUUUCGAAUUGGAUGAUGAAAUAAUUUUCACAUCAAAUGCUGGAUUGUUGUACCUUUUACCACCAUCUGAGGAAAACAAAUGCAAAGCAUACGAAUGGUUAGAAUGGGAAUCUACUAUAUUAACACCAGUUAUAUCAUUUCUUAUUGGAAAUUCUUCAAAAAAUAGUGUACAAAAGAACAAAUUUGUAUCUUGUUUGAAAAAAUUGAAUUUGAGUUUGGAAAACAAACGAUUUUUAUUGGAAAAUUCACUUUCAUUGUGUGACAUUAGCAUUUGGUCUAUACUUUAUCCGCUAGUUAAGGAUGUGAAGCUCUGUGAAGAGUACGUUGAUAAGUCUUCAGCUUUGUUCAAAUGGUUUCAGACCAUUGAAGAAAAUUCUGCGGUAGUGGAAGCUUUGAAAGUUUAUAAUGUUGCUUCAGGACAGAUCUCUUACCAAGUCUUAUUAGCUAGCACUAAAUACUUCAAUGAAUUUGGUUCAGAAAAUGCCAAUUCUAGUUCUCCCGAUCAUGUAACAGAUGAGGUUACAUUAGAAGAAAUUGAAGCUGCCAAAGAGUCAUGGAGGAAGGGAAUUUCUAAUGAUAACUUAAAAUGUGAUAAACCUGUUUUACCUAAACCUAACGAGAAAAAUGUAUUAAUAACAUCUGCAUUGCCUUAUGUUAACAAUGUACCUCAUUUGGGUAACAUUAUAGGUUGUGUAUUGUCAGCAGAUGUUUUUGCAAGGUAUUCACGACUUUUGAAUCACAAUGUAUUAUUUGUUUGUGGAACAGAUGAGUAUGGAACUGCUACUGAAACAAAAGCUUUAGAGGAAGGACUAUCAUGUCAACAAAUCUGUGAUAAAUACUUCAAAAUUCACGACGCCAUCUAUAAAUGGUUCAAUAUCAGCUUUGAUCAUUUUGGAAGAACUUCUACUCCUCAACAAACAGAAAUUUCCCAAGAUAUCUUCUUGCAACUCAAUAACAAUGGAUUUAUAUUUGUUGAAUCUGUGGAACAGUUGCAUUGUGAAAAAUGUGAUCGAUUUCUUGCUGAUAGAUUUGUUGAAGGUGGUUGUCCCAAUAUAGGGUGUACCUAUGAAGACGCUAGGGGUGAUCAGUGUGACGGAUGUGGCAAGCUAGUAAAUGCAAUAGAAUUGAAGAAUCCCCGUUGCAAGGUUUGUGGAAAUACUCCAAAAGUGAAGUCAUCCUCUCAAUUUUUCAUGGAUUUACCAAAAUUAGAACCCCUCCUAUUACACUGGUUCAAAAAGUCAUCACCUGGUUGGUCUGCAAAUGCUCAAACAAUCUGCAAAGCAUGGUUGAAGGAAGGUUUGAAACCAAGAUGUAUAACUAGAGAUUUAAAAUGGGGGGUACCUGUUCCUUUGGAGGGAUAUAGGAACAAAGUAUUUUACGUUUGGUUUGAUGCACCAAUUGGUUAUAUGUCUAUAACGAAGAACUACACAGAACAUUGGCAAAAAUGGUGGAAACCAGAACCAGACACUGAUGUAACUUUGUAUCAUUUUAUGGCCAAAGACAAUGUACCAUUCCAUUCUAUAAUGUUCCCUGCCACAGUUUUAGGAUGUAACAGAGGUUAUGUAACAGUCAAACAUAUAAUGGCCACCGAAUACCUUAAUUAUGAAGAUGGAAAGUUUUCUAAAUCUAGAGGAAUUGGUGUAUUUGGAACAGAUGCCCAAGAGACCAAUAUACCCAGUGACGUUUGGAGGUUCUACCUAUUAUAUGUUAGGCCUGAAUCCCAAGAUUCAAACUUCAACUGGACCGAUUUGGCGACAAAGAAUAAUUCAGAAUUAUUAAAUAAUUUAGGAAAUUUCAUUAACAGGGCUUUGAUGUUUGUCAAAAACAGUUUCAAGAAAGUUUUACCAAAAAUUGAAUUGAAUGAUGAUGAUAUCAAUUUGCUUGCUCUGUGCAAUAGAGAAUUUAAAGGAUACCUUGCUGCACUUGAGAAGGCAAAGUUGAAAGAUGGUAUAAGGCAUAUUUUAGCCAUUUCUAAACAUGGAAAUCAGUAUAUGCAAUCUAAUCAACCUUGGGUAUUACUCAAAGGAACCGAAGAUGAAAAAAUUAGAGGUGGCACAGUAAUUAGUGUUUGUUCCAAUAUUGUCUGUUUCCUAUCAAUUCUACUCUCCCCAUAUAUGCCUGAAACAAGUGCAAAGAUUCGAAAACAACUUAACUCCAAGGAAUUCCACCUGUUAGGUAAAACAGGAAUAACACAAUUGCUACCUGAAGGACAUGUGAUAGGAGAACCAGGACCACUAUUCACUAAAAUUGAGGAAAGCCAAAUAGAAGAACUCAAGAAGAAAUUUGGGGGCAAACAAGAAACUCAAAGUAAAAGUGUUGCCAACAGUGAACUCCCCGAUAUCACUGAUAAGGAUUCAAUACAAAAAAUGGUUGAUGAACAAGCUCUUGCUGUGAGAAAACUAAAAGAAGGAGGAGCUGAUAAGAGUGUUUGGCAACCAGAGGUAGCAAAACUGUUAGCCCUGAAGGCAAAACUCAAAGAAGCUACAGAGAAACAGAAUACUCAAGUGCAGGAUGAAGAUCCCAAAGUUGUUGAGAAGGAAAUUGAAAAACAGGGCAUAGUGGUUAGAAAGUUGAAAGAAGGAGGUGCAGAGAAAUCAGUUUGGCAACCAGAAGUUAAUAAAUUGUUAGCUUUAAAAAAUAAGCUAGCUAGUAUUACUGGAGUCUCAAUAGUUCAACCUAAGGGAAAGAAGGGGAAAAAAUAAUAUGAUCUCUUUUCGGUUGUUAAUAUUUUACAUUCUAAUUUAUUGAUCUAUUUAUGAAGGAAUUAAUUCCUUUCCAAUGUGUUUCAACUUUUUUAAUUAAACUUGGACAUAAUCUGA
Messenger RNA from Harmonia axyridis, 3070 nucleotides. RefSeq names its product methionine--tRNA ligase, cytoplasmic (gene MetRS). Gene Ontology annotation, cellular component: aminoacyl-tRNA synthetase multienzyme complex; cytosol. Bases 113 to 2953 code for a protein of 946 amino acids. Gene Ontology annotation, biological process: methionyl-tRNA aminoacylation. The record is from RefSeq and is a predicted model, not a curated record. Gene Ontology annotation, molecular function: methionine-tRNA ligase activity; ATP binding. The transcript has a single exon. NCBI's taxonomy places the organism in Eukaryota, Metazoa, Arthropoda, Insecta, Coleoptera, Coccinellidae.